AUGUACGCUUCCAUACUCCUCCUUCAAAAGUUUUGUUACUGCUCCACACAGCCUGCCAGGGUACAGCGUGGGGUCCAGGGGGUUGCGGCGCUGCUGGAGAGGUGCAGAGAGGUGCAGGUGGGAAGCACGGACCUUGGAGCAGGGUGCAGGGGAGCAGUGGUCAAGCACAGCGCGGUGGUCAUCGGGCCCGAGACCCCCCUGUCCUGGACAGGGCGAUGGCGGCCUUGUAGGCCGGGGCGGUGGGCGGCUGGACCGGCUGCAGUGGGGUGUACCCCGCUGCACCCUGGCUGGGGAGGUCGUAGGACCGGUCGGCGUCCCAGCCAGACAGGUCCCCGCACGCCAUGA
Messenger RNA from Auxenochlorella protothecoides, 345 nucleotides. RefSeq lists its product as hypothetical. The record is from RefSeq and is a predicted model, not a curated record. The coding region runs from base 1 to 345 and encodes 114 amino acids. Lineage: Eukaryota; Viridiplantae; Chlorophyta; Trebouxiophyceae; Chlorellales; Chlorellaceae. The transcript has a single exon.